Drosophila busckii is the source of this 826-nucleotide messenger RNA. RefSeq names its product trypsin epsilon. Gene Ontology annotation, biological process: proteolysis. The transcript has a single exon. Lineage: Eukaryota; Metazoa; Arthropoda; Insecta; Diptera; Drosophilidae. The coding region runs from base 2 to 772 and encodes 256 amino acids. The record is from RefSeq and is a predicted model, not a curated record. Gene Ontology annotation, molecular function: serine-type endopeptidase activity.
UAUGUUGAGAAUUUUGGUUGUUCUUUCAAUUGCCGCCUGCACUUUCGCCGGCACCGUUCCUGAGGGUCUUGUACCGCAGCUGGAUGGUCGCAUUGUUGGAGGAUAUGAGGCCACCAUCGAGGAGCAUCCCUACCAGGUGUCUCUCCAGCGCAAUGGAGCUCAUUUCUGCGGCGGUUCCAUCUACUCCCACGACAUCAUCAUCACUGCUGCUCACUGUCUGCAAUCCGUUAAGGCCAGCCAACUGAAGGUCCGUGUGGGCACCACCUACUGGCGCACCGGCGGUACUGUGCACAAGGUUCUGUCCUUCAGAAACCACGAGGGUUACAAUUCCAAGACCAUGAUCAACGAUAUUGCCAUCAUCCGCAUCGAGUCCUCCUUGACUUUCCGUUCCGGCACUCGCGCCAUCACCAUUGCCGAUACCAAUCCCCAUGAGGGCGCUGAGGCUAUCUGCUCUGGCUGGGGCACCACCGAGUCUGGUAGCAGCUCCAUUCCCGAUCAUCUGUUGGCCGUUAAGUUGAGCAUUGUCCUUCGUGCGGAGUGCGCUUCCAGGACAUACAGCUAUGGCAGCAAGAUCAAGGAUACCAUGAUCUGCGCUUACUCUCCCCAUAAGGAUGCUUGCCAGGGUGAUUCCGGCGGCCCAUUGGUCUCUGGCAGCCGUCUCGUUGGUGUUGUCUCUUGGGGCUAUGGCUGCGCCGACACCAGAUAUCCCGGUGUCUACGCCGAUGUCGCUCACUUCCACUCUUGGAUCGUGAGCACCGCUCGCGAUAUCUAAGCUAUAAAACAAUAUUUUAGAUACAUACUUGAAUAAAUUGCAAUAGACAAAAAA